Stegodyphus dumicola is the source of this 1960-nucleotide messenger RNA. RefSeq lists its product as uncharacterized. NCBI's taxonomy places the organism in Eukaryota, Metazoa, Arthropoda, Arachnida, Araneae, Eresidae. The record is from RefSeq and is a predicted model, not a curated record.
GAAGAGGAAAAUGCUUAUCUUCACUGUCAUUGGCUGUAUACCACGUGACACUCCCGAAACGUUUUAGGCAAAGAAUCUGUAAGAGAUUCUUUGGUUUUAGGCGCUAUUUCUGGUUUUUCGCCAACUGCAAUUGUGUUUCUCGCCAAUUGUUAGCGGUUUGUUUAAAUCAAGGAUAUUGCUUUUUUUUUUAUUAUCAAAAUGGAUAUGUUUAAAUGUAAAUCUUGCAGUUCAUCUUUUUAUGCGAAAAGAUAUUUGAAAGCGCAUGCACAAAGAAUACACGAAUUUAAAUAAUAAAGUUGCACCAUUUUCGUGUACGUAUUGUACGAAGCAAUUUUGUACAAAAAAUUCUUUAGCUAAACAUAGGAUACGUAUCCAUAAUAUAAGGCGAAGUAAUAUUAAAUGCGGCGAAGACGAAUGCCGGGAACUAUUUCCUACUACAGGAGAUUUAAGAUCUCACUUAGAGACUUGCCAUAAUUACAGCAAUAUGACCAAAUGUAUAAAACUGGAGUUUCAAAAAAAGCAAGACUUUUAUUCAUGGCUAUCGGAUGAAGAAAGAAAAACAAAGACUCAUUUUGUGGUAGAUUCAUCUGGGCAGAAACAUAAAAAUUACACCAGGACGCUGUUUUGCUGUAAUAGAAGUGGGACAUACAAAGCAAAAGGCAAAGGUGAAAGACAGCUAAAAGCACAAGGGACUUCCAAAACAGGUUUCUCUUGCACAGCUACUGUCAUACUAAAAGAUUUUGGCAAUCGUUUUGAAGCUGUAUAUUUUAAAGAACAUUACAAGCAUGAAAAAUCCCUUUGUCAUCUCCCUAUUCCUAAACAAGAAAAGCAAAGUAUAGCAGGUAAAUUAUUGCAGGGGGUGGAAGAGAAACGAAUUUUGCAAGAUGCAAGAUUCUCUUCGAGAGAUGAUAUUGAAACAAAACAGUUAAUAACGAGAAAAGACCUGCAUAACAUUAAGAGGGAUUUUGGUCUGAGCAUUAAUUCUAAAGGAUUAAUUUUAACAGAUGAUGAGACAAGUGUUUGGUCCUGGGUUAAUACGAUGUCGCAAAUGGAAUUCAACCCCGUUCUGAUGUAUAAACGUCAAGGAGAAAAAUAUGCAAAUGUAAACGAAAAUGAUUUCAUGUUAGCAAUAAUGACAGAAUUUCAAAAAAAAAUGUUGAUAGAAUCUGUAUUGAUUCUACACAUGGAAUUUCUGCUUAUGGAUUUGAACAUUGCUUGUCGUUGAUAAGUAUGAAGAGGGCAUACCAGUUGCUUUCUUAAUAUCAUCAACAGUAUCAGAAAAAAUUUUGGUAAACUUUUUUAACUGCAUCAAAAAGAUCAUUGAUAUCAAGCCAAAGGUUUUCAUGAGCGAUGAUGCUCCCAUGUUCUAUAAUGCAUGGGAGCAUACAUUUGGUUCUUGCCAAAAAUUAUUAUGUGCUUGGCAUGUGGACAGAGCAUGGAAAGGUCAUUUGAAUUCUGUGCCAAAACAUAAAAGACAAGCAGUGUACAAAACUUUAAAAACUUUAAUGUAUGAAUUAGAUGAAGAAAUGUUCAACAAAAUGUUAGAAACAUUUUCUGAGCAACUAUGUGAAGAUGAAGACACGCGAGAAUUCCAUAAAUAUUUUAUGACAUACUAUUUUGAAAGAGCCAAAAUGUGGGCAUACUGUUUCAGAAAAGGGGCUAAAAUCAACACCAAUAUGUAUGUUGAAACAUUUCAUCGGAAAUUAAAAUAUAUUUAUUUAGAUGGGAAGAAAACCAAACGGGUUGAUAAAUGUAUCAUCGAGUUAAUUAAUCUUGUCAAUGAUCAAAAGUUUGACACUUACAUAAAAUAUCAGAAAGGAAAAAUAACAAAGAAGACAACAAAAACAUUUCAACGUCAUAAAGCUGCUGAGCUUUUAAAUGCUAACUGUGUAAAAAAAGAUGAUGUAUGGGAAGUUUCAUCAGAACUGGGAGAAAAUUCUUAUAAAAUUAUCAGAGAUCA